Molecule: messenger RNA, 3573 nt
Organism: Onychostruthus taczanowskii (white-rumped snowfinch)
Lineage: Eukaryota; Metazoa; Chordata; Aves; Passeriformes; Passeridae
Gene: CORIN
Product: corin, serine peptidase
Exons: 22
Coding region: 145-3537 (1130 amino acids)
Biological process (GO): regulation of blood pressure; acrosome reaction; peptide hormone processing
Cellular component (GO): membrane
Molecular function (GO): serine-type endopeptidase activity; protein binding
Source: RefSeq, a predicted model, not a curated record
GGGGGAGUUUGCAGAGCAGACAAAAUGCGAAGCUCUCCCCGCAAGUGUUUGUGCAGGAGGCGGGUGGACGCAGUUCGUGAGAGACCGAGGUAGAGAACGGUGAGGGGGCGGCCAAAGUGGAGAGGGGUCAGCAGCAGCCAGAGCAUGCUCUCCACGCAACAGUUCCCUGCCCUGCCUGCGGAGGAGGAGCGCUACCGGCAGGUCCUCUCCGCCAGCCGGGUCUUAGGAACAGAUGAGGAUACUAUGGGGGAUGGCUGCUCUCAGAAACUGGCUUCUGCCAAGUUCCUUCGACUGUUGCUCCUAAUACUGAUUCCAUGCAUCUGUGCCCUUAUCCUUUUGCUGGUGAUCCUGCUUACCUUUGUAGGAGUGUUAGAAAAAACAUGCUUUUAUUCAAAUGGAAGUGAGAGACUCACAGUUAAUGGUGACCUUGAAAUGUCUCCUGAUCUUUUGCCAAAUAUGGUUGAAAAUAGUUCUGAGACUGAUUCCACAGUGGAUCUCAGCACACAGCCCUCUUCUUGGACCACCACACCUUUAUCCCACAUUGACCGAAUGAACAAGAACUCAAAUAUAUUUAGAGAGUCUUUCCAGGAAAAUUCCUUUGGUCCCCCAACUCAAGCCACAGUGCUCAGUCAUCAGCCUGCCUCUGAAACUGUUUUGGCAGAGGGCUCUGAAGACAACACCCGGCUGUUUGCCACUGCAGAGGAGAUGACAUUGUGGCCUACAGAUGCUUCUUUUAACAACACAGAGAGGAUGACCACUCUGCCCAUAUUAAGUCCUACUCAUCCGUCUAUGUCACAAAAAAUGGAUCAGAAAAAAAGUGCCUGCAGAAAUAUCACCAACAGCCAGUGCCAAAUGCUGCCAUAUAACUACACCACUGUAACUUCAGUUCUUUCCAUUGUCAAAAGUAUUGAAAUGGAAAAGUUCCUGAAGUUCUUCAGUUACCUCAAUCGUCUCAACUGCUAUCAACACAUCAUGCUGUUUGGCUGCAGUCUCGCUCUUCCUGAAUGCAUCAGUGAUGGUGAUGACAGUCGAGGCCUCUUGCCCUGCAGGACGUUUUGUGAGGCAGCAAAAGAAGGCUGUGAACCAGUGCUGGGUAUGGUGAAUGCUUCUUGGCCAGACUUCUUGAAGUGCUCUCAAUUCCAGAACAAAACUGAGAAUGACACCACUACAAGGGUAUGCUUCUCACCACACCAAGAAAAAGGAAAGCAGUCACUGUGUGGAGGAGAGGAGAGUUUCUUGUGUGCCAGUGGGAUCUGCAUCCCAGGGAAACUGCAGUGUAAUGGCUACAACGACUGUGAUGAUUGGAGUGAUGAGGUCCAUUGUAAUUGCAGCACUGAUGUAUUUCGCUGCGAGACGGGAAAAUGCCUCAAUUAUACCUUUGUUUGUGAUGGAUACGAUGACUGUGGAGACCUUAGUGAUGAGCAAAAUUGUGAUUGCAAUCCAGUGACACAUCACCAGUGUGGAGAUGGGAGAUGUAUAACAGCUGAUUGGGUAUGUGAUGGUGACCAUGACUGUGUAGACAAAUCAGAUGAGAUCAAUUGCUCAUGUCACAGUCAGGGUCUGGUGGAGUGCAGAAAUGGGCAGUGCAUUCCUAGUGCAUUCCAGUGUGAUGGAGAUAAUGAUUGUAAAGAUGGAAGUGAUGAAGAAAACUGCAGUGAAAAUCAAACCCUCUGUCAGGAGGGAGACCAGAGGUGCUCUUCCUGCCCUGAUCCCUGUGGAGCUUCUCCCUGUGAGAUGAGAAACAGCCAGACAAACUGCAGCCAGUGUGAACCAAUUACUCUGGAACUUUGUAUGAACUUGCCUUACAACUAUACUUAUUACCCAAACUACCUGGGCCACAGGACACAGAAGGAAGCCUCUAUCAGCUGGGAGUCCUCCCUUUUCCCAGCUUUGGUUCAGACCAACUGCUACAAGUACCUGAUGUUUUUUGCCUGUACAAUCUUAGUACCAAAAUGUGACCCCCAUACAAAUCAGCGGAUCCCACCUUGCAGGACAUUGUGUGUACAGUCUAAGGAGCGCUGUGAGGCUGUGCUUGGGAUUGUAGGUCUGCAGUGGCCAGAAGAUACAGACUGCACUCAGUUUCCAGAUGAGAACUCGGACAACCAAACCUGUCUAACACCAGAUGAAGAUGUAGAAGAGUGCUCACCCAGUCACUUCCAGUGCCGCUCGGGGCGGUGUGUCCUGGCGUCCCGGAGGUGCGACGGCCAGGCUGACUGCGAGGAUGACAGUGACGAGGACAGCUGUGGUUGUAGAGAAAGAGGUCUUUGGGAGUGUCCUUUGAAGAAGCUGUGCAUCAAGCACACCAUGAUCUGUGAUGGUUUCCCAGACUGCCCUGACAUGAUGGAUGAAAAGAAUUGCUCAUUUUGUGACGAGAGUGAACUUGAAUGUGCCAACCAUGAGUGUGUGCCCCGUGAACUCUGGUGUGAUGGGCAGGCAGACUGCACUGACAGCUCAGAUGAAUGGGACUGUGUUACACUGUCUAAAAACAGGAAUUCCUUGAUGCUCCUGACCGUUCACAGGUCAGCUGCUGAUAACCAUGUUUGUGCUGAUGAGUGGCAAGAAAACCUAAGCCAACUGGCCUGCAAUCAGAUGGGUUUAGGAGGACCAUCCAAAACAGAAAUUGUAAUAGAGAGUGAGGAAAUGCGGGACCAAAAAUGGCUGAAUCUGCACCCAGAUUGGAAGAAUAAAAAUGCAUCCACUUUACAUGCACUUCUAGUGAAUGGACAGACGUGUCAAAGCAGAAGCAAAGUGGCUCUCUUUUGCACUAAAGAAGAGUGCGGCCGCCGCCCCGCCGCCCGCAUGAGCAAGCGCAUCCUGGGCGGCAGGACCAGCCGGCCGGGCCGCUGGCCCUGGCAGUGCUCCCUGCAGAGCGAGCCCAGCGGGCACAUCUGCGGCUGCGUCCUCAUCGCCAGGAGAUGGGUCCUGACUGUAGCACACUGCUUCGAAGGAAGAGAAAAUGCAGCUGUCUGGAAAGUAGUGUUUGGGAUCAGCAAUCUUGAUCACCCAUCAAGUUUCAUGCAGACCCGACUAGUGAGGACCAUCAUCCUCCAUCCACGCUACAACAGAGCAGUUGUAGACUAUGACAUCAGCAUUGUGGAACUAGAUGAGGACAUCAACGAGACAAGCUAUGUAAGACCUGUCUGCUUGCCCAGCAAGAACCAGUUGGUUCAGCCAGACACCUACUGCUACAUCACGGGCUGGGGACAUAUGGGCAACAAAAUGCCUUUCAAGCUUCAAGAAGGAGAGGUUCGCAUAAUUUCCUUAGAACAAUGCCAGUCAUAUUUUGACAUGAAAAUCAUCACCAGCAGGAUGCUAUGUGCUGGCUACGAAUCUGGCACUGUGGACUCUUGCAUGGGUGACAGUGGAGGACCACUUGUGUGUGAGCAUACUGCCGGGCACUGGACUUUGUUUGGUUUAACAUCUUGGGGCUCUGUCUGCUUUUCCAAGGUUUUGGGACCUGGAGUUUACAGCAACGUGUCACAUUUUAUUGAGUGGAUUGAAAGACAAAUAUACAUCCACACCUUUCUGCUAAACUAACUCCAGAUGGUAAGAAUUGUGCUGGCAGACAAAAGA